AAAUAAUCUAGCUAUCAACACUUAAUCAGCCCCCACCCAUGAAUCCAGUUUCGGUGUUAACGAUAAAAAUGUCUAGCAGUCCUUACUCAUUCACUUUUUGGUCUCGUUUAAUUAUGUGUCCGUCAGUGUAGAACUACCUUAACAACUUUAAUUCGCCAACGUGUUCAAUUAACUUUGGUGUAGAGGAUAAGUUACAUGAUUUGCUGUUCUAUCUUUUAAAUUAUUUUAAAGACAAGCCUUCUAAACAACACCAAAGCCAUAAAAAACUGAAAUGACCCUUUUUGACCAUGGCAAUAAGAAACCCUUACAUUCUGUUAUGCUCUCAUCGAGCAUGGUAUCGCGAUUGUGCUUCCUUACCGCUGUGUUGCUUUUUGAGGGAUCGUUCUGAAUCAAUCGAAGGAAUCAAAGAACGUUACAGUUUGGUGAUCGAUGUGAAAAAUGAUUCAGAGACAAGUUUUACUAAUUAAGUAAGCCUUACUAAUUGCCAGCUCAAACAUUAUUUUUUUUGAGUAAUCAAGGCAUCACCUUCUAACAUGAAAUUUGGUAAAAAUUGCUGAUCUAAAAAUCAACAAGGUUCCACUUGUCGAAGGAUCUUUUAAGGUUCGGCGUGACCUCUUGAUUGCACAACAACUUUUCCCAAGAAGCCUUGAGUGAUUUGAUGAGAAGUUCAUUUAUCUUCCGUUCGUCCGCUUAUCUUGACAAGAUUUUUUCCUCGCAGUUCUGCUUUGAAUAUUGACAAGCUCUGAUGUUGCUUUGUCGGCCACUCUAAUCCAAGCUUUUAUGCUCUUCUGAUCCAAAAACUUAAGUACCUUGGUGAUUAAUAUCCAUGUGGUUGAACCUGCGUCUUUACACAUUCAAAACUCUCCGUACAUCAUAGCAACAUUUGCAUGGUUGAUGAUCAUUCUCAACAAAGAAAUGAGAUUGUAUUGAUGUUUGCUUCAGUAUUGUUUGAAGAUAUCGUAUGAGUGGAGGCUUUUGAGGAAAAAUAAAAAGCAGAUAACCAAACUUUGCAUUAUUGCUGACUGGCAGGUAAACCAUUGAACUGAAAUAACAGACGUGAAGCUCUAAGUGAAUAACAGCUGCAGCAGGGUGCGAUGGAAGCUUUAAAGAGACAAGAGGAACAGCUGAAAAGCAAGCUUGAAGACGCAGACACGAUCAUGGAGCGAAGAAAAGUCCGCGCAGAACUUCGGGAGAUUCGAAAUCAAAUUGCCACUUUUACCUUAAAAGAGGACGAGAACGCAAAUGUUGUUGAUAUAAAGAUGGACUUGAAUUCCAACAUCAUAACAAACAAGGAACAAAGCUCUACAGAGAUCAAACCUGUUUCUAAAGUUGCAGAGACUGCGUCAAAUUCGCUGAAAAAUCCAUCGUCGCCUCAGUUAACGAGAAACGAUCGCGAUUAUCGUGUAACAGAUGACAGCGAGCAAUUGCGUAUUAAAACUGCCGAGGAACGAGCCAACAGGAGAGCACGAAGGCAAGAGAGAAUGAAUAAAUUAGCAAAAGAACAGACUGAUGAUUCGAAAACAAGCGAUGAAGUAGAAACGAGGAAUGAGAAAAACAAACUGGAUGAUAAAAAGCCAAUCUCGGUAUCAACUAGGCCAAGAAGUUUUGUUAGAGACAAUGAAGUGAAUGAGGUCACGGCUUCAAAGUCGUCUUUAGAAACGAGACAGAGUGGGUUCAGAAGGGAGGCGAAUAAGGAAAAAGAAGAUUCUGUAAAUAAAACAGAGGUUGGCGGUUUCAAUCAGAGAAAUUAUGUGGUAGGGAAAAAAAUCGAAAAAGAUGAUGAUGUAAACGGGGAAAAUAUAACAAAGAUGAGAAAUGUUAAAACAGAAGAAAAGGCAGAUCGUAAGAUUGAAAAUGGGAAUGAUGACAAACUGAAUAGUAGUGCCAAGGGACAGUUAAAUUUAACGUUAGGAAUAAACAAAGACAAAGGAGAGAGCUCACCCAGGUCACCAGUUAGCAUAAACAAAACAAUAACGACUACCAGAUCAGGAUUGGGCAACCGGCCAGAAAAAAAAUUCGAGCAAACAAGCCAACAUACGAGUACCACGUCUGUUAACACGCCUAAGUCGUUUACGGGUAAAUUUGAGCGCAAGGAAGAAAGGACCGUUCAAGUGAAGAUUGGAGAUAAAAAAGAAGAAGUGAGCCAAUCCUACCAGUGUAAAUCGAUGGUUAUGAAUGGACAGCAAACAUCGCAGGUAAAAACGACAACAUCAAGGGUAUCCAGUGCCUUCGAUCGCUUCAAUGGAAGCUCUAGUGCAAACGAUAGCAGUAAGAAGCAAGCGGCAAAUGCUAUUGGCAAAGCGCUGAACUUUGGUAUUGGCUCUGCAAGGAACAAGUUUCUUGCUGCUGAGAAGGUGUCACCAACCAAACCAUCAGAACCAAGCUUAAACUUCACAAAGAAAUUUGAUAGCCCUGGUUACACAGUGAAGAAGUUUACAGAGACAAAGGUUGAACAAAAAAGUUCAUCAUCUGGUCCAAUAGAAUUUGGAUUGAGUUUCACAAAGAAGACGGAGACGCGCAGUAAUCUGAAGGAGACAGGACAAGACUCAGUUUUCAAAAAGACAAGCCCGUCACCACACCCGCGUCACCAAUCUGCGCCUGCUCCUACCGGUCAGCCAAUCAGUUUCAAGCUACCAGGCGGGGGCGCAAAGACAAGCUCUGUUGCCGAUAGAAUGAAGAUGUUCAAAGAAAGCAAAGAAGAUGAAAAGGCCAGGCUCGAGAAAGAGAAGAAAGAGAAGGAAGCCCAUCAAAGAGCGAGGCUUGCCUCGGAUCCAACUCCUGUUAAGUCUCCCGCCUCAACAACAGCGCCUUGCAUGAAGAAGCGCGAAGUGAAGAAACCAAUAAGAAGAACUAUGUCCAUUUCAUCGAUUGUUCUUGAUUGGUGCAAAGAGAUGGUGAAAGAUUACGGAAUUCAAAUAAAAAAUUUCAGUGGGAGUUGGAAUAAUGGACUUGCGUUUUGUGCACUCAUCCAUAAAUUCAAUCCAGAUAGCUUUGACUUUAGCGAGCUGUCCCCAGAAAACAGAGAGAGGAAUUUUCAACUUGCUUUUGAUACAGCAUACGAGGUGAAAAAUAUUCCAAAAUUACUCGACGUUGAAGAUAUGGUUAACAUGAAAAACCCAGAGCCUAGGAGUGUACAGUGCUACGUGCAGUGGAUCUGGAGUGUUUACGGUCCAACGUCAGGCUAUGGGCCUAGUAUGGAAGAAAUUAAACAAGCCCAGGUCAGUUAGUGCAUUCAAAAUGUAAAAAGGUAAAUCAAAUCAAUUUGACAAAACCUGUUUGCUAUCAUAUUAGCCUGUAAAUAGUCUUACUUCUUUUGCUCUUGUGAUGUGUUACUCGUUAUUGUUGUAGAAACUUCAGUCUACUAUUUUUGUUUAAAUCCGCCAGUUUUCCUGUCGACAAGUUAAGGCUUUUCUUGUCUUUUUUUACACAUAUAAGAUCGAAGAGUAUGGGGUUGAGCUGGUACUCUCUGAAAGAGCCAAACUUAGAUUGAUCGAUUGAAUGCUUACUUUUCUGAAAAGUUCAUUUUCAAAUCUAACAACCUAAUGUUCUUUGAUCAAAAUGCAUUCACUGUAUAUAUCUAUGAUUUUGAUAAAAUAUCUGUUUUAGUCAUAUGUCUACCUGACUAUUUGAAAAUUGUCAUAGUAAUUUCUUAAGAAUUUAGCAAACAACUUACCUUUCUUUCGUGUCGUUUUUAAGUUUUAAGUAUCAGAUCUUUCAUGUGAAUUUAAUCAUGUGCAAUUUUCAUACAUGAAUAGGUAAUUAUUCUGAGUGGUUUCAAAAGAUAUAAAAUUUUGAUAUGUUGUAUUAUUUUCAUCAGUUCUGUCACUUUUAAUGUGAAUAAUUAUGCAACAUUUUCUUUGAAAUUUGUGAAAUUUGAUUACAAAAGUUGAAAGAAGAUUUUUCAGAAAUUUAAACAGAAAAAAAUAUUGAUUUUUCUUUUAAUGAAUGGCAUCAGAUAAUUCUAUUUGACAAACAUUUUGGCCGAUAAUAUAAAGAUUCUGUAGAAAAUACCUGUAUAUCUUAAAAAUACCUCAGAAUAAUUCUAUUUCCUUCAUUCGAAAUAUGAUCUUUUCUGAAUUUUUUCUUCGUUUUUUAUCUUAAACAACUUUGCUUACCUUCGAUUACCUUCGAUAAAAUUUUCAAAUCUGUGCAACUAACAUUGGCCCAAAUGUCUGUACACAGUUCUGCUUAGCGUUUUGAAAAUAACAAUUUUAAAGUUAAUUGGGCGAAUUCUUAUAUUUCAAUUUUUCAAUUUUCUUAAGUGAAAUAUAAUUUGCAUGUGAUUGUUUAAAAGCAAUGGUAACAUGGAACAAGUAGAUUUAGCAUCACUCAAAAAAUAUUUUAUGCGUCGUUGAAGAGUUUUUCUGUGCAGUCCAUAGCGAGAAGAUUAGGCUAGGUGUAUAUAAAAAUUCAAAUUGCAGAUUUGGUUUGAAAAAUUAUUCAAACUUUUCUGUACACUAUUUUCGACCUCAGAUUUGGAUUAUCUGUAGGAAUUCAGAUUUGGACCGUAAUUGGCGACUAAUAGGGUUAAGUUUCAUCCGGAACGAAUUUAAAACUUCAUUUCUCCGUUAGAUAUAAAAUAAAAAAGCAAUCAAUAUGAAAAAUGGUAUCCGGCUUGAAAUAAUGACGAUAAAACCAAAUCUGAGCUUAAAAAGUCGUACAAUGGAGUUUGGAGAAAUUUCCAUAACGAAGCCAUCUGUCGAGUUGGUGUAUUCUAAUCAUUUUUUUUCUUGAAAAACACCACAAUCAAUUUAAUUCUAGGACCUUCUGAUCCCAACAAGUCAUUCAAUCUGUUCCUAGAAAAUUGGUCCCUAAAAGCAAACCGAACUAGUUCAAGAAAUUUUUUUUGAACAGACUCGAAGACUAAGUCUAUAGCCUUACUUUUUAAUGAAAAAUCGACCCCUGCAAUAAGACAUUAUUCUUUAAAAAAAGGACUUUAAUUUCAAAACUAAGUUAAUUUAUAGCACUUUCAGAUAUUUUAAAAAAGACUCAUUCUUAUUCUAGAAGAAAAAAGUUUUGAAAAAAUCGACGAUUUUCCU
Rhopilema esculentum is the source of this 5039-nucleotide messenger RNA. RefSeq lists its product as uncharacterized. The record is from RefSeq and is a predicted model, not a curated record. Gene Ontology annotation, molecular function: protein binding. NCBI's taxonomy places the organism in Eukaryota, Metazoa, Cnidaria, Scyphozoa, Rhizostomeae, Rhizostomatidae.